Sycon ciliatum is the source of this 1765-nucleotide messenger RNA. RefSeq lists its product as uncharacterized. Gene Ontology annotation, cellular component: membrane. Gene Ontology annotation, biological process: G protein-coupled receptor signaling pathway. NCBI's taxonomy places the organism in Eukaryota, Metazoa, Porifera, Calcarea, Leucosolenida, Sycettidae. The record is from RefSeq and is a predicted model, not a curated record. Gene Ontology annotation, molecular function: G protein-coupled receptor activity; dopamine binding; L-DOPA binding. The transcript is spliced from 8 exons. Bases 171 to 1496 code for a protein of 441 amino acids.
GCGAAUAGCCGCUACUGCAGGCCGGGUGCAUCGUGAAACUUUGGAGAAUGAAGUGGUGAAAUCAAAAAGUAGCUCACUUUCUCCAACAUUUUCAUAACAAGGACAUUACAUUUCCCGUUGGCCUGGUCGACUAAAAACACUCUACCGAGUUGCAGGCCUGGCAAGCUGACAUGGCCUCUCCUCACGGAGACUCGUUCUACUGCCUUACACCGGACGAGCUGGGGGACAAUGGCUUGCUGGCAUACCAUGUCGUCACUAUGCUCAGCGCUAUCGCUGGUCUUGCUGGAGCCAUCCAUCAGGUACGCAUCUGGAAGCAGCAGUUGCAGCGGCAGCGCUACUCCACGGCGACUUCGUCCGAGUUCCUGACCCACUCGAUGGCCAGGCGGACAUGGGAGCAGCGCUCGGUGCGGGGUGAAAGCAGUGGCGGUGCCAGCAGACCUGUGGAGGGGUUCGUGGACCCUGAGGUCGUGGUCGGGCUUGCGUAUGCGGAUGCAUUGGCAUGCAUCACUUUGAUUGUCCGCAGCAUCAUGGCGUUCUCUUUCAAGGGGCCCAUUCCGUACCCCAGCAACUCUGGCUCCAACGACACCACACUGCCCGACGUCAUGACAAGUUCCAGUGCGGGUUUACUUCACGGUGGCCGUUUGGCCGAUACAGUGGCGCCCGGAACGGAGACGCCGGCGAUAGAGUUCCAGCCCAACAAGUGGUGGUACGAGCUGCUCGGCGGACCUGUGGAGUUUUUCUUAGUUUAUUUCUACGUGGCGACGUACCUGUGGACGCUGACGUAUGCCGUGAACGUGUAUCACAACUUAGCCAACAAGCCAAUGAGGCCACUAUUAUUCAAGGUGUUGUGCUGGUGCGGUGCACUGUUGCCUGCCUCUGUCAGUAUAUUCGCCAGGUUCUACCCGUCUGGUGUACGGUGUGCCACACAUGAUGUCAACCUGUACACUACAUACAGCAGUCUCUACAUACCCAUACUGAUAGUCAUGAUCGUCAAUCCCAUCAUCUAUAUCAAGGCGUUCAGUAGGGUCACGCAGGUUCUGAAACGCACCGGACAGGUGACGAACCAAGGCCGCCAGAUGACGCUGGCUGUAAAGUACAAGUUCCUUCUGAUCCUCUUCUUCUUCUACAUCUGCUGGACUGCUAACAUUGUAGACGGAAUCUUGCAGUUCAGCAAGGCGUACACUGCACCACCACUGGGACUGUGGAUGGCCGAGGCCGUGCUCAAUCCGCUGCAAGGUCUAUUCAACGCGCUCAUCUACGGGCGCCAUGGCUUGUUCAAGAAGUGUCUCUUAUCGCUGACACGGCGCAGAAUGACAGUGGUUGACAUACCCACGUCGGUGGACCGAGAGUUCACCGAGUCUGAUCGCCUGGUGCGCCAGAACUCCCGUGCAUCAGACGCAGCAGCAGCAGCAUCACUAGUGGUCGGAACGGACUUCCAUUCUCAAAAUAGUUCCAUCACUGCCUCAAUGGGCUCAGCGUUGGGUGAAGCGGGCUAAAUAGUCGCACUGGACUUAAUCACAUCCUGCUCACUGCCCACUGACUACUGGUGCUGGUGGUGCUGAUGCCAGGAUCUUGCACAUGCAUAAAACACCUGGAGAUGGACGUGACAGAUAUCGGUGUGAUGCACGUACCGUGAAGCGAGCGGAUGGUACUGCUGAUCCUCACCUGCUUGCUUGAAGCAGACAUUUUCUAACAAAUUCCUCAGAAUGAAGAGGCUCUACAUACGCUUGAGAUCUAUUUCUGUACAAGAAACCUUUAAACCUGA